This is a messenger RNA of Solanum lycopersicum (tomato), 396 nucleotides long. RefSeq lists its product as uncharacterized. NCBI's taxonomy places the organism in Eukaryota, Viridiplantae, Streptophyta, Magnoliopsida, Solanales, Solanaceae. The record is from RefSeq and is a predicted model, not a curated record.
AUGGCUUUUAUUAGACGUAUACUGGAUGCAGUGCUUAUAGCUAACAAAGCAAUUGAUUCUAGAAUGUCCCAAAAGAAACCUAUGGGAUUUGGUAGCAAAUCGAUCCUUUGGAUCAAGUUUUGUAUUUCAACUGUUAAGUUUUUGGUACUCAUCAAUGGAUCUCCUGAAGGCUUUCUCUAUGCACAGAGAGGAAUCAGGCAAGGGGAUCCCUUAUCACCCUUCCUGUUCAUCAUAGCUAUGGAGGGACUUAACAAUAUGUUGAAGAUAUCCAAGACAACAAGAAGAAUACAAGAAUUUGAAGUCAGUUCGGUUGCUGGGAAUUGUGUGGAGAUCUCACACCUGCAAUAUGCUGAAGAUACACUAAUAAUUUGUGGGCUAAGGAGGAGCAAUUGCUAA